Messenger RNA from Sabethes cyaneus, 1262 nucleotides. RefSeq names its product MOB kinase activator-like 3 (gene Mob3). Gene Ontology annotation, molecular function: protein kinase activator activity. Gene Ontology annotation, cellular component: nucleus; cytoplasm. The transcript is spliced from 3 exons. Gene Ontology annotation, biological process: positive regulation of protein phosphorylation; signal transduction. The record is from RefSeq and is a predicted model, not a curated record. Lineage: Eukaryota; Metazoa; Arthropoda; Insecta; Diptera; Culicidae. The coding region runs from base 241 to 975 and encodes 244 amino acids.
AGAUAUAAUUUUUCAUUGUUUACUUUUCGAAUUUGCAUUUUUACCUGGUAAGGCUUCUUCGCGCAAAUAAAACGAAGGUGACCGGUGCGACAUAAUCUACGAUAAGCAUUUCUAUAAAGGGAUAAUUUCCGCUUAUCGUGCAAAAAAGGGGAAAAAAGUGUGCCAGUAUCCCUAGCUGCCUAUACAGUUUUUGUGCAACAGUGAAAAAUGGGAACCAAAACCAAAUAAGGAUCUGCCCGAAUGAGCUGGAUGUAUGACGCGGAGGAAGUUGCACACUUCAAGCAAAUCGCUACCUCGCAGAGGAAAAUUCCAAAGAUAAUGGCGUUGAAUGGUUUUCUGGAGUUUUUUCAGCGGGAGAAGACUUUUCGUCCCAAGAAAAAGUUUACGCAAGGAACUAUACGUUAUUCGCUUCAUAAGCAAGCUCAUGCUAGUCUGCAAUCAGGGAUCAACCUGAGGGAAGUGGUCAGGCUACCUGCGGGGGAAAAUAUGAACGAUUGGCUUGCGGUACAUGUCGUGGAUUUUUUCAAUAGAAUUAAUUUAAUUUAUGGUACAAUAUCGGAGUACUGCAACGUAACUACCUGUCCCACAAUGAGCGGUGGAUCCAAGUACGAAUAUCUCUGGGCUGACGGCGAGAUUUUCAAAAAACCAGUACAAUUACCCGCUCCACGGUAUAUUGAAUUACUGAUGGAUUGGGUGGAAAAUCAAAUCAACAAUGAAUCACUUUUCCCUGUGUCAACCGACGUGCCAUUUCCGAAAACUUUUCCCACUUUGUGCAAGAAAAUAUUGGCUAGACUAUUUCGAGUUUUUGUGCAUGUUUACAUUCAUCAUUUCGAUCGAAUCGUCAGUAUUGGAGCGGAGGCUCAUGUCAACACGUGCUAUAAGCAUUUCUAUUAUUUUAUUCAAGAAUUCGAUCUGAUGUCAGCCAAAGAAUUGGAACCACUAGCCGCGAUGACAGCGCAAAUGUGUAAGGAUUGAGCUGAUAGUGUGGGCUAUAACCGAAGAAGCUGAAAUAUUAAAGAAGCGAUGAUAUGCUCAUUCUAUUCGCCUUAAAAUUGCUUUUCUAGCCAUAGUCAAAUUCAAGGGGUUUAUUCAAAUAUUGAAACAGUGAGCGUAAAUUCGAACGGUUUUGUCGCUUCUUUUAUGUUUUAAUUUCUUGGAGACAGAUGACUUAUUCUUGAGAAAACUACGAACAUCAAUUCUGAACUGUAAUAUAGGUUGUUGAUAGUUGAGGAUGAAAUGUAAUAAAAUGAGACUUGCGCAUG